This is a messenger RNA of Aspergillus heteromorphus CBS 117.55, 1437 nucleotides long. RefSeq lists its product as uncharacterized. The record is from RefSeq and is a predicted model, not a curated record. Bases 1 to 1437 code for a protein of 478 amino acids. The transcript has a single exon. Gene Ontology annotation, molecular function: acyltransferase activity, transferring groups other than amino-acyl groups. Lineage: Eukaryota; Fungi; Ascomycota; Eurotiomycetes; Eurotiales; Aspergillaceae.
AUGACCGUCUCUUCCGAAGAAACCCCUUACAUGCUGUCGCCCCUGGACCACACCAUCCCCAAGAUCUACGUUGCCUUUUUCCUAUCCUUCCCUCUGGAAACCCCGGAAGAUGGUCUGCGAUCGCUCAAGAAAGGGAUCACCAAGCUCAUCCAACGUCUUCCGGUUCUGGCAGGGGACACAAUUCUGCGCGCAAGUGCCCAUGGCCACAAAAACGUUCAGUUCGUACAGAAACCAAACGAAGAGACGGCUGCCAUCCCCAUGCUGCAAGUCAGACACCAUUCGAAACUCUCUCUCCACGAGAUAUCAGCCCAGAAGGUCAAGAGUGGCGUGGAGAGCCUGCGGUUGGCUGACGCGUGUACGCCCCUGCCGGAUUUUAUCAGUCCCCUGGAAAGACGACCCAUCUUGCGAUUUGCCGCCAAUGUCAUGACAGAUGGGAUCCUUCUGGCAAUGAGCAUCAAUCAUUCCUUUUUCGAUGGAGGCGGGGCGGGGGCUAUCAUGGAAGCCCUGGCAGAGUGCUGUCGAACGUCGGACUCUGACCUGAGCUUGCCGAUCUUCAACCUGUCCGAUCAGGCCUCACGAGGGAAAUUGUCGUCUCUCGGUACUACUACGGGGGUAGAGGCUGCUGAUAUGGACCACUCCAAACAGUACAAUGCCACGGGGACGAUCCCUUGCCUGUCUUCGGGCGAGUGGUCAGGCAUGAUGGAAUCCUUCGCCACAUCCCUGACGAGCUGUCGCCUUGAGCUGUCAGCCAGCAAACUGGAAAGGUUGAAAACUGUCUGCAACCAGAUUCUUGCCCUCGCCUCAUGCCCAGAUUGGCCACUGUAUGUGUCCAGUAACGAUGUCCUUUCCGCGCUGAUCUCCAUCUGUCGGAACAAAUGCCACGAUGCCCACGGUGGCAAGGAAAGCGAGCUCACUACCAUUGUCAAUAUGCGGCGUCGAGUAGACCCGCCCUGCCCCGAUCACUACCUGGGGAACAUGAUCACGGCGGUUCAUGCCCCGAUCCCAUCAUCCGAGCCAGAAUUGCCCGUCGACCUCUCUCGAUUCGACGACCUUGGACUUGGACGCGAGGACCUGCUCCGGAUCACCGCCGCCGCGGCUCGAAUCCGACAGAGCAUUUUGGUAGUCGACGAUCGACAUGUACGGAGUCUGAUGGGCUAUUUGCCGAAGAUGCACGACUGGAAUGCAAUCAAUAUGAGAUCAUCCGAUCUUUCGAUCUCCAGUUGGAGGGACUGGAAGGUGUACGGGUUCGAUUUUGGGCGACAUCUGGGAGCCAUCUCGCAUUUCCAGAUGCAUUUCGGGUUGAACGGCGGCUUGACGGUCGUCAUGCCGGCGGGUGGGAAGAUCGGGGCGGAUUGGGACAUCCAACUCAUGAUCAAGUCCACCGAUUGGCCUUCGUUGCAGAGUAGCCAUCUGUUUCAAUGGGCAUUCGGGGCCUGA